GUUUAGGGCGAUUGCUUUGUACGGUACGCAGUUCAUCGGGUAAGGGUGGGAUUGCUUGUUGCAAUGAAGUCCGUCCCGUUCCAUUCUCCUUCCUCGUCGUCUCCGUGAGAUUUGAUCUCUCGUUUAAUCCAAUCUCGCACUAAUCGUUAGAUGCUAGCCAAUUACUGUCGUAAUCAAUUCUCCGCUCAUCACCAGUUCAUCCCCGGUGGGGAAAAUCCAUAGCGAUUUUUGGUCUCUACCACCAUCCCGUAACUUUCCUUUUCUCCUGACCUAGCCGAGCUCCAAUCCAACCCAGUCGCUGUGCCCUAGCCUAGUGUCACCGCGACGCCUCACACCCGCGACCCCCCCUCCGCCUCUCACGCGCCUCGCCGCCGUCGCCGUCGCCGUUUCCGUUUUCCCUCAUCGCCUCCCUUCUACCCCUACCCCGUUCGUAAUUCUGGAUAUCGGUUUUUGAGGUAUGAGAUUCAGUCCCAGGCGAUGAUGGCUUAAACCGAACCGAACUCCACAGAUUUAAUUUUGGGUGUGUCAUAUAGAUCCGCCCUCGGUGUUCGGAGAUUCGCCGUGGGGCAGCAGCGGCAGAGAUGAUCCGGCUGCAGACCUACGCGGCGUUCAGCCUGCUGGCGACGACGACGGCGGUGUACUACGCGUUCAGCAGCCGGGUGCAGUUCUACCCGGCGGUGGUCUACCUCUCGUCGUCCAAGAUCUGCUUCGUGCUGCUCCUCAACACGGGCCUCGUCGCCAUGUGCGUCGCCUGGCAGCUCGUCAAGCGCGUCUUCCUGGGCAAGCUCCGCGAGGCCGAGGUGGAGCGGCUCAACGAGCAGUCGUGGCGGGAGGUCGUGGAGAUCCUCUUCGCGGUCACCAUCUUCCGCCAGGACUUCUCCGUUGCCUUCCUCGCCAUGGUCGCCGCCCUGCUCCUCGUCAAGGCGCUGCAUUGGCUCGCGCAGAAGAGGGUCGAGUACAUUGAGACCACGCCCUCCGUGCCCAUGCUGUCGCACUUAAGGAUUGUGUCCUUCAUGGUGUUCCUGCUUGCUGUUGACUGCAUAUUCCUGUCCAACUCGUUGAUGUCACUGAUAAAGAAUUGGGAGGCCUCUGUUGCAAUCUUCUUUUCAUUCGAGUAUAUGAUACUAGCAACAUCCACGGUGUCGACAUUCAUGAAGUAUGUAUUCUAUGUCAGCGACAUGCUAAUGGAAGGUCAAUGGGAGAAAAAGGCAGUGUAUACAUUUUAUUUGGAGCUCAUCAGUGACCUUGUGCACUUGUCUUUAUACAUGCUCUUCUUCAUAGCUAUCUUCCUGAACUAUGGUGUCCCGCUGCACUUGAUCCGUGAGCUGUACGAGACCUUCCGCAAUUUCAGGAUUCGUGUUUCAGAUUAUGUACGCUACAGAAAGAUAACUUCCAACAUGAAUGAACGCUUUCCAGAUGCUACUGCCGAUGAGCUCAAUUUGAGUGAUGCUACAUGUAUUAUUUGCCGCGAAGAGAUGACCACGGCAAAGAAGCUGCUCUGUGGGCACUUGUUCCAUGUGCAUUGUUUGAGAUCAUGGCUAGAGCGCCAACAUACUUGCCCCACAUGUAGAGCACCAAUUAUCCCCCCGGACAAUGGACGUGCUGCAUCAGCGCGACAGCAUGGAGCUCAACGGGGAGUUCAGCUUGCUGCAGGCGCUGGUACUCCAGGUUCGGGAGGAGCACCAAGUGAGAACGUGAACAUGCGCCAAGCAAAACUUGAGGCUGCUGCUUCAGCUGCUUCCUUAUAUGGGAGAUCUUUUGCUUAUCCAACAAACACUUUAAAUAGGUAUUCGGGACCUCGUCAUGCUACAUCAAAUGCUUCACAAUCAGGAGAAGCAAGUACUUCCAAUCAAUCCCAGACAGACCAAUCAGUGCAGUGGAAGCAUACUGGGGAUGCUUUAGAACCAGAGCCUUUUAUUUCAUAUGGCCCUGUUGUCCCAAUAACAAGCAACGGGGACCUUGAAAAUUCACUACAAAAGGCGUACGAGAAUGCUAUAAGGAGCCAGAUAGAGAUAUUGCAAAUCCAAUUGCAAAUGGUGCAGCAAGGAGCUACGACAUUGGCAACUGACAACAACAAUGCUGAUCGAGCACCCGACCCGAAAAAUGAGUGAAGUGGUAUAUAUGGGGACAUGGAGUCUGGAUGAGGAAAGGAUUUAGAUGGAGAUUCGGCAAUACUUGACUCCUGAAAGAAGAAGAUGCCAACCUGGUCAAGGGAGCUGUAGAUGAACUGAAGAGUAAUAUGCUGUGGACCGGUUGAAGACGCUUGGGAUGGCCGGUCAAAGUUCUGCUUCGAAUGUUGUUGCUGAUUCUCUGAGGAUAGAAUAUGCUGUCUGAUGAUACCUGUUGAUUGCUUAUGUUGUUGGGGUCACCUGCUUUAGAGUCUCUUUGUCACUCUGUGCAUGUAACUAUUUGAGUCUUACAGUACUAUUGGAGCUGCUGCAGCGGCAGCUCCUUCCUCUAGCAGCUGCUUCUUGCUUCAGGUUGCAGGCUGCAGCGCUCUCAAUCUCUCUCGUUUGCAUAACACAGACUCACAGAUGAACACAUGGAUUUUGGCGAUGGCUGCCUCUCACAGCUCAUCCUUUUUCUCUUCC
Brachypodium distachyon (stiff brome) is the source of this 2591-nucleotide messenger RNA. RefSeq names its product ERAD-associated E3 ubiquitin-protein ligase HRD1. The record is from RefSeq and is a predicted model, not a curated record. NCBI's taxonomy places the organism in Eukaryota, Viridiplantae, Streptophyta, Magnoliopsida, Poales, Poaceae. Bases 582 to 2111 code for a protein of 509 amino acids. The transcript is spliced from 8 exons.